AUGAAAGUGACCAAGAAAUCACACAAUACUACACCAGAUGUCGAACCAUCAACUACAAGUGCGAAAUCCAAGAAAACUAAGACUUGCCAUCAACCCAAAACCAGAACUAGAAGCAAGAAGAGUCCUCAGCCUGGUUCCAAACGUAGUACGAAGAUACACAGGAUGAUAAAGAAGGCCAAGAACACCCUGCCAAGUAUCUCAAAAAAGAAACCUUCGAAGAAAACUGCACCACCGAAAAAGAAGACUAAGCGCGCCAAAUGUGAAGCACUAUUCCAUCGCCGCCACCACCUAAUGGAUGAGAUGACCACUACUAGCACUGACACGGAAGACGAGCCGACUAGUUCAGACAGCUCCACUUGGUCAACUAGUGAUGAGGAAAGUCAAUAGACUCAGCAAGCCAACAAAGACCUGGAAAUCUGUUCAAAGGUCUGGCAGCUGAACAAUGUCAAACUGUGUAGACUCACCAGUUGCUACACAGUGCUUUGAUGCUGAUGAAAAUAAAAUCAAUCUGAUAUGAAAA
This is a messenger RNA of Rattus rattus (black rat), 520 nucleotides long. RefSeq lists its product as uncharacterized. The transcript is spliced from 2 exons. Lineage: Eukaryota; Metazoa; Chordata; Mammalia; Rodentia; Muridae. Bases 1 to 387 code for a protein of 128 amino acids. The record is from RefSeq and is a predicted model, not a curated record.